Messenger RNA from Anolis sagrei ordinatus, 1526 nucleotides. Lineage: Eukaryota; Metazoa; Chordata; Lepidosauria; Squamata; Anolidae. The record is from RefSeq and is a predicted model, not a curated record.
GCACUGGGCACGGAGCUUGGACUCACAAGUGUCCUUUAUUUCACUUCAGGUUGUAGGAUGCCAUCUAAGAAGAACAAGGGGGGCCCUAAGGGGAAGGGUCCUUUGGAGAAGACGGGUCACAAGCGACCUUUGCGGCAGGAUGGCUCGUCGUCGGACGAAGAUGGGGUUUCUAUGGAAGAUUUGGAGGCCCUUCUUCAACGUGUUCACCAGAUCGAGCAAAAUGGGGGGAUUGGUUUGAGUAGGGUUGGUGUAGGCUCUACUCGCAGGGCAAGUAAGAAACAGUUGUUUAAGUCUCUUUUGUCUCGUGUUUCUAUUAUAGAGUCGACCUCAGCUGCGGGGGCAGGAAGGGCGGUUCGGCUUCCUGAACAUCCGGCUGUUCCAGGGGCUGCGGAGGGCCCUGCGGUUGUGUCGGCGAUGCAAACCGAUUCCAGCCCAGAAGUACGGCCGGCGGUGCAGGCUGCGGCUGGUUCUGCGGCGGCUGCUGUGGCCGGACCCAGUCAGCCCGCGGCAUUGGCCUCUGCGGCCAGUGCUGCGGCCGGGUCCACUCAGUCGGUGGGGUCGACCGUCGCUGCCGUUGAUGUAGCAGUGGGUGAGCAGUUGGUGACGGCUGUCCCAGCAGGGACUGCCAGGCUGGUGCAUAGAUGGAGAAUCCUUGUUGUGGGCAUAAUUAUGUCCACUGGGCGGAGAGAUACGCCGGGAACUCGUCCUUUGGCCAGCGUCUGGGUGCGCUUCCACUGCAUUGGUCGAGUGGAAGGGUGUUCGGGGCCUUCAUUGGGCCGGUGCUCCUUAUCGGAGGUAAUGAUCUGGGACUGCUUAGCGGCAGGGCCCUGUAUCUACAAACCCGUGCCGACAUUCUUGGGAUCUGGCAGGCAUGGCCCCGGGUUCAUAUCGCUUGGUCGGCCGUCAUUCCACGCCUUCGGUGGCCAGGAGGCGGUGACGUCAGGAAGCUCGAGAAGGCCAGACAGCGUGUGAACCGGGCCAUGCACACGGCUUUGGCACGGGGUAGGGGAUUGUUACAUACACCAUUGAGACAUUAUAUAGGACCAAACAGUUUUACCAUUAUGACGGUGUACACCUCACAGAUUUGGGUAACGCACAAUUUUGGCUGAUUUGCAGUUAGGCAUUCAGGAAGUUUUGAGGGGCUUGGUGGGGGAUGGGGGCGAAAUAGACAUUUGCCCCCAAUCCGUGGCAUAAAUAGUUCAGGAAAACACUGACAUGGAGGUAUACACAUGGCACCCAUUAAGGGUGGGGGGCACGGUACAACAAACACUCACCUAGAAGUCAACAAAUGGGUGAGGGGACAUCAAUUGGCCCAGUAAAGAGAGGAGCUGAUAUCAAGAAUCGAAUACAGGCUUCUCCAGAUUUUACCUUCAGGUUGCCCGGUUGGGGAUCCAGGGCACACAGACAUCACACAUUAAGUAGCUGGGGACGCUGCCUCAGCUUGCCACCAAGUUCCUUGACACUUAGUUUAGUUCAGGUAAAGUUAAAUAGGUAACAUUCAAUAAAAGUUGCCCAAUUUGAAUCCA